Molecule: messenger RNA, 445 nt
Organism: Arabidopsis arenosa
Lineage: Eukaryota; Viridiplantae; Streptophyta; Magnoliopsida; Brassicales; Brassicaceae
Source: the annotation of a GenBank genome assembly
ACUUACCACUUAUUUCCAAAUCUCUCUCUCUAGAAAUGAAGCUCUCUAUGCGUUUGGUCUCAGCUGUUCUCAUCAUGUUCAUGAUAUUCGUCGCCACAGGGAUGGGUCCAGUCACGGUGGAGGCACGCACGUGUGAGUCAAAGAGCCAUAGGUUCAAGGGUCCAUGCGUGAGCACACACAACUGCGCAAACGUGUGCCACAACGAAGGCUUUGGAGGAGGUAAAUGCCGUGGAUUCCGUCGUCGUUGCUACUGCACCAGACAUUGCUGAUCCAUCCAUUCUCAUGACUCAAAUCUUUGAUCAAUCGUCGUGUGUUACUUCUUUCUUAUCUAAAUCUUCCGUACAGUACCAUGUGGUACCGUACAUGAGUGUGUUCCUCAAUAAGUCUUUGGUGUUUUGUGUGUUUCCGGUUUUAAUGUAAUGUUAAAUCAAUGAAUGGCUUUUAU